Molecule: messenger RNA, 2324 nt
Organism: Hyaena hyaena (striped hyena)
Lineage: Eukaryota; Metazoa; Chordata; Mammalia; Carnivora; Hyaenidae
Gene: F12
Product: coagulation factor XII
Exons: 14
Coding region: 504-2165 (553 amino acids)
Biological process (GO): zymogen activation; blood coagulation
Cellular component (GO): extracellular region; rough endoplasmic reticulum
Molecular function (GO): serine-type endopeptidase activity; calcium ion binding
Source: RefSeq, a predicted model, not a curated record
CUGUUUUGGGCCAUGUGUCCAGCCGUAUUUCUCUGGGUUGGCCCAUUCUGGAGAGUGCACAUCGCAGGCACGGAGAGGUCCAGAAGAGACUGGCGGCCUCCCAGCGGCUCUCCAGCCUCUGGCCCCCACCCCGCCCCCGCAGCCGGAUGUUGUGAUUUCUCUCCACCCACACGGCCUCGCCCGCCCUCGGCCUCUGCUGCCUUAUAAGGCAGCGCUACCACCCCGAGACGUUUGGAUGAACUCACACCCAUUAUACAGGUGGGGAACAGAAGUGCCAGAAGUCCAGUGGCUGGAUCUACGCCAAACGCCAGGAAGAAAACAAGGCUGAUAUCCCACUCUCUCCACUCCCACUUUACCCACCAGAAAACGGAGCCUUGCUCAAACUGAGAGUGACUCCACCUUGGAAAGACCCCAAGAAGCAUAACCACAGAGCGGAUGAGCACACAGUAGUUCUCACGGUCACUGGGGAGCCAUGCUACUUCCCCUUCCAGUACAACCGGCAAAUGUACCGCACAUGCAUCCACAAGGGCCGGCCUGGCCCCCAGCCCUGGUGCGCUACCAGCCCCAACUUCGAGCAGGACCAGCAAUGGGCAUACUGCCUGGAGGCCAAGAAAGUGAAAGACCACUGCAGCAAACACAGCCCCUGCCAGAAUGGAGGGACCUGUAUGAACAUGCCAAAAGGCCCACACUGCAUCUGUCCAGAACACUUCACUGGGAAGCACUGCCAGAGAGAGAAGUGCUUUGAGCCUCAGCUUCUCCAGUUCUUCCAUGAGAAAGAAAUCUGGUAUAGCCUUGAGCCGGCGGGUGUGGCCAGGUGCCAGUGUAAGGGUCCUGAUGCCCACUGCAAGCUGCUGGCCAGCCAGGUCUGCCACACCAACCCGUGCCUCAAUGGGGGCAGCUGCCUAGAGGCGGAGGGCCACCGCCUGUGCCAUUGCCGGGCAGGCUACUCAGGACGCCUCUGCGACAUAGACACUGAGGCGCGAUGCUUUGAUGGCCGCGGGCUUGACUACCGCGGCGCGGCUGAGACUGCGCUCUCGGGCGCCCGGUGUCAGCCGUGGGCCUCAGAGGCCACCUACCGGAACGUGACUGCAGAGCAAGCGCUGAACUGGGGACUGGGCGACCAUGCCUUCUGCAGGAACCCGGACAAUGACACCCGCCCGUGGUGCUUCGUGUGGAGCGGCGACCGGCUGAGCUGGGAAUAUUGCCGCCUGGCACGUUGCCAAGCCCCAGUUCUUGAGGCUCCUCAGAUCCUGCCUCCAACCCAGGUCCCCUCUGGGCACCCGGACUUUCUCCUGCCAUCGCUCUCAGCACUGCAGAAGCCGCAGCCCCCGACCCCAGCCUUGGGCGUGACGCCGGAGCAGCCCACUCCCCUGCCGAGUGCCAGCUGCGGACAGCGACUCCGGAAACGGCUGUCCUCGCUGAGCCGCGUGGUUGGGGGACUGGUGGCCCUGCCCGGGGCGCACCCCUACAUCGCCGCGUUGUACUGGCGCCACAACUUCUGCGCGGGUAACCUCAUCGCCUCCUGCUGGGUGCUGACCGCGGCGCACUGUCUGCAGAACCGGCCCGCGCCGGAGGAGCUGAGAGUGGUGCUCGGCCAGGACCGCCAUAACCAGAGCUGUGAGCAGUGCCAGACGCUGGCCGUGCGCUCCUACCGCCUGCACGAGGCCUUCUCGCCCAUCACCUACCAGCACGACCUGGCCCUGCUCCGCCUGCAGGAAGGAGAGGACGGCCACUGCGCGCUCCUGUCGCCUUUCGUUCAGCCGGUGUGCUUGCCGAGCGGCGCUGCCCGCCCAGCUGAGGCAGAGGCUGCGCCCUGCGAGGUCGCCGGCUGGGGCCACCAGUUUGAGGGGGCCGGGAAAUAUUCCAGCUUCCUGCAGGAAGCGCAGGUGCCGCUCAUCCCUCCGGAGCGCUGCUCCGCCCCGGACGUGCACGGAGUGUCUUUUACAUCCGGCAUGCUCUGCGCUGGCUUCCUCGAGGGCGGUACCGACGCGUGCCAGGGUGACUCCGGGGGCCCACUCGUGUGUGAGGACGAGGCCGCAGAGCACCAGCUCAUCCUGCGAGGCAUCGUCAGCUGGGGCUCCGGUUGUGGCGACCGCUAUAAGCCAGGUGUGUACACCGACGUGGCCAGCUACCUGGCCUGGAUCCAAGAGCACACCAAUUCCUGACCAUCCAGGGACUCGUCUUUCCCUCCUGGGGGAUUCUGGAAUGGAAGGGUGGCUGGUGCAUAAUCUUGGAUGGCAAGGGUUGCGUUCCAUUCCUCUCAGCUCUGGCAGCUGGGGGCCAGGCAUAGAGUAGGCACUCAAUAAAGUGCUUCUGAAAAUGUG